Molecule: messenger RNA, 927 nt
Organism: Morone saxatilis (striped sea-bass)
Lineage: Eukaryota; Metazoa; Chordata; Actinopteri; Moronidae
Product: gonadotropin-releasing hormone receptor
Exons: 1
Coding region: 1-927 (308 amino acids)
Biological process (GO): neuropeptide signaling pathway
Cellular component (GO): neuron projection; membrane
Molecular function (GO): G protein-coupled receptor activity; neuropeptide binding
Source: RefSeq, a predicted model, not a curated record
AUGGUUGCUUUCUCUGCUGACCUCGUGGGAUUAAGAAUCUUUGUUUCUUGCAUUGGACUGGUGGGUAAUGUAUUUCUCAUCCUCUCCAUCGCACAGACCAGGUUCUCGCGAGUUAAAUCCUUUGAGUUGUUUCUUUUGGGACUGGCUGUAGCCAACUUGGAGGAAAUUCUCAUCGUGAACAUCUAUGAUAUUAUCAUCCUCCAGAGUUCCUCCGCCACCACCGGCAAUUUGUUGUGUCGUUUACUCAAGUUCCUGACUGUGUUUGGUGAAAUUACCAGCAUCUUCUUCACAGUCCUCAUCAGCAUCUUCCGCUACCAGAAGCUAAAAGACGCCGACAAGAGGGUCAACCUCCCGAUCUACCUAGACAGCAUCAGGUCAGCCUGGAUGGUAAGUGGGGUUUGUGUGAUGCUCUCCUCGCUACUGAGUGUCCCCAUUUUUGCCAUAAACCUUCAAGGCCCUGUGGAAAACAUCACAAGAAACAACACCAGCUGCCCUCCAGACUUCUUUCAGUGUAGUAAAAAGAAUUGUCCCAUACUCAACCGCUUUUACAAGUACCUGUUCAUCCUGCUGUGCAACGUGCUGCCCUUGGUACUCGUCACAGUCACCGGCUGCCUCAUCAUCGCAGUGCUGCUGGGCCAGAGGAAGAAGGUGACACCAGUGGUUAGCGUGAGCGGGUCGAGUCAGUUCGGCAGGAAGAGCAAAGGUCCGGGGCUCAAGGGAAGCACAAUGGCUGUGCUGGCAGCUAUGGGGUUGUUCCAGGUGGACUGGACUCUCUACCUGAUCUUCCAGCUGACUGUUAGCCCAGCUGACUUUCCUUAUUGGGCUGAAACUGAGUUCUUUAUCUCAACUUCCUAUACAUCCAUCAGUCCAUAUGUGUACGGGAUAGGGAAUAACCUGUUCUCUCUAAGGAACUUUAAGAAGAAGUAA